AUGUCUCAGCAGCAACUUUCGGCGAAGAAGCAGCAGGAGCUUCAAACGCAGUACUCCAACUACAAGGAGAACCUCCAGGCCAUCGCUCAGAAAAUCGGAGAAGUCGAGCAGGAAGCAGAAGAGCACAAGUUGGUGCUAGAGACGCUCACGCCGCUGGAUGGUGAGCGGAAGUGCUUCCGGAUGAUCAAUGGCGUCCUGUUGGAGAGGACGGUGAAGGAUGUGUUGCCGGCUCUGCAGACCAACGCCGACGGGCUGAAGAAAGUUUUGGAGGACCUGGUGAAGCAGUACCAGAACAAGCAGACUGAGAUGGAGAAAUGGAAGAAGAAGAACAAUAUCCAGGUUGUGCAGCAAUGA
Messenger RNA from Zasmidium cellare ATCC 36951, 354 nucleotides. RefSeq lists its product as uncharacterized. Gene Ontology annotation, cellular component: prefoldin complex; cytoplasm. The record is from RefSeq and is a predicted model, not a curated record. Gene Ontology annotation, molecular function: protein folding chaperone. Lineage: Eukaryota; Fungi; Ascomycota; Dothideomycetes; Mycosphaerellales; Mycosphaerellaceae. Gene Ontology annotation, biological process: protein folding. The coding region runs from base 1 to 354 and encodes 117 amino acids. The transcript has 4 exons.